UAGUAUAUUGCCGGAAUAACCUACAUUGACAUCUUUCUGAGAGAAGCAAUCAAAAUCUAUUUCUUUAAUUCAUGCGAUAUGAAUCAAUGGCCGAUCGAUGUUUUGCACAGAUAUGCAAACGCGUUUUCAUGAAGUAAGACGUAUUGAUAUUUCACUCAUUUAAACAUUGCGAUACUAAACUGAGCUCGCUUCAGAUCCGAUACAUUAACUGGAGUAAUCGAAUAAACAAUUUAUUGACUCUUCCUCUAUGGUUUUUACCGAUCCAGGACCAUCAGCAUUCAGCAACGAAGUUUCUGAGCGGUUUUUGUUCAAUUUCAAUAGACAUAUGGAUCUGACAUUGUUUAAGCGAAUCGUUAAAGUUUGUCCUGGUGAGAAUGUGUAAAAUAUUGAUGUGUUUCGGGUAUACAUCCACAAUUUACUAAGAUCCAUUGUUGCAUUCGCCUGGACGUGUACGACCUAUUUGGAUAUAAUUGAUUAACUUACCAAUGUGACACGUGAGAGAUCGAGAUGCUGCAUUAAUACAGCUUUAGUGGUUUUUAGUCAUUAGUCAUAUACCUUUUUCCCUUGGUGCCAUAGUCGCAAUCUUGACUAGUAAAGGUUAUUGUUGAUAGUCAGUCCAAGUGAUCCCGACAUAUUCAAACAUGUUUCCGAGAUUUUAAAACAUCGAUAGUCGAGGAGUUAGGUUUAGUGUGGAUGUGAUUCCCUACUGUGUACUUUGUUUUAUUGGUGGCUAGUUAAAUGCGCCAACAAAACCAAUAUUUUUCAUCAGAAUCCAUUACGGGAGGCAAAACUUGCAAGAUUUUGUUGGACAGUUUUGUAGUGAUGUGUAAAAAGUGAAUUUAAAUGGGCUUUUUUCUUAACACAACGAGAAGAAAGUAGAUUCUUUGUGACGGUUUUCAUCCAGCCGGAUGAGAAAUCGCACAUGAAAAGCCAUCCCAUCGGGAGUCUUUGUAGCCAAGGAAUUAGCAUCUUGUAGGAGAAAAUCUUCACCAAUUUAUUGAUCAUAUUUAGGGAUUAAACAGAAAAUGUCGAAGAAAAGCUUUAGUGGUUGACCCGAGAAAUAGUUUGAAUCAAACGUCUUUCCAUUCCAUUUCCUUCGCCAUCACGGGCUCUGUACUUAUGUUAAGGACUGACUCUCGGGGCUGAAUCAGAAUGUGCCCGCUCUCUAGUCAGGCUUUUCCUGUUGUUGAUACGGGCCAACGAUGAAAUGCACCUUCUUUGGAAAGAAAUCUGUGUCCAAAGAAGAUUUAUACGUAAAAAAAGAAGAAAUGAUGCUUGAUAGUGUCCUAGGAAGCUUCGCCACGUACGCCCGGCUCAAAGGCCGGUAUGACGACGAUUGGAUAGAUAGACUUAAUCAUCUAUACACCACCAUCAUCUUCAUUAUCUUUACAAUCGUCGUCAGCACCAAGCAGUAUGUCGGAGAACCAAUUCAUUGCUGGUGCCCAGCAGAAUUCAUGGAAUCGAUGGUGGACUAUACGAACAAUGUCUGUUGGAUCCAAAACACGUACUACGUGCACGUGGAUGACGACAUUCCGAAGACGCAGCUCGCACGAGAGGAUCGCCAAAUUAAGUAUUACCAGUGGGUACCGAUGAUACUGCUAUUCCAAGCUUUAUUGUUUAAAGUCCCUUGUAUCUUAUGGCGCAUCUUGACCGCUUCCGCGGGGGUCAAUUUGGAUAAGAUUGUGACGUUGGCGGCAGAGACCCAGUACAUAUCACCAGAGGAUCGAGAAAAGACGAUUAAACACAUCGUGCGAUACAUGGACCGAUGGUUAGAGAACGCUAGAGAGUACCGAUCAGGGUGUUUUAUACGCUUGCGACAAACGAUUUCCAAAUACUGUUGUAUUGUCUGUGGUAAAAGAUAUGGGAAUUAUCUGGUGACUAUAUAUAUGAUCAUCAAAUUACUGUAUAUGACAAAUGCAAUCGGUCAACUGUUUAUCCUGAAUGAAUUUCUGGGUACAAACUACAAUGCAUACGGUUUGGAGGUGAUGCAGCAUUUGGCCGAAGGCAUCGAAAUGGUGGAUUCCAUCCGAUUUCCUCGAGUAACCCUGUGUGAUUUUAAAAUUCGAAAACUCGCAACCGUGCAACAGUACACCGUCCAGUGUGUGUUGCCUAUUAAUCUUUUUAAUGAAAAGAUAUUCAUUUUCAUUUGGUUUUGGCUAGUGUUUGUUGCUGUAUUAAGUUCGGCUAAUUUCUUAGUAUGGUGUUACACUAUGAUAUUCAGACAGCAUCGGGUACGCUACUUAAAGAAAUUCUUACGCAUCAAUGAUUGCUAUAAGUCAGAACUUGACAAAAAGAUGGCUGUUAAGUUUGCUGAGCAAUAUCUGAGACAGGAUGGCAUAUUUGUUCUCAGACUUGUAGGGAAAAAUGCCAAUGACGUAUUAGUUAGCGAAAUAAUACUUCAACUAUGGACACACUAUAGAGGCAAACCUUUGUUUAAACAUGCCAACCAAAUGAGUGAUGACAACAGCAAUGUCUGACUAACCGCGCAUAAACUGCUUAAAUUGGUGAAGAGUCAGUAUUUGAUGUAUCCCUGCCAAGACGGUACUCCGAACUGUGACGUCAUAAAGAUGGACACGUCAUCAAACGGGUACCUGCGAAACGAACAGUUUGAGACAGAAGUCUAAGACUUGUUAAGUUUCAUAAAAACGUCCAUGAUUCCUAUUGUAGUCUACAAUUUUUUCGAUAGGUUGAUAUAUAUGCAAAAUAAUAUGCAUCUGUAUUAUGUUGUAGCAAUAAUAAUUUUUUUCAGAUAAAUUGCAAAUGAUUUCCCAAUGGAUUUCAAGAAUUUUUUUCUUGAAAAUGUAGUUUCUUUAGAUUUUUUUUCGAAACUGUCAACAAUUCUACGUAAAAUUUGUUAUAUUUUUUUUUAAAUCAUUCAAAAACCACUAAUUAUAUAACGUCUGGUAGUCUACAGUUUAUAGUACAUGUACAUUUAGGUUCAUCCAGGCGUUAAAAUGCCCAUUUUCUGGGCAAUUUUAUUUGAAAGAAGUAAUAUUCAGAAUAAUCAUUAGAAAAAAAAAUUUACAUUUAAUAUUUUGAUCUUAAAAUGAGUAAACAUAUCUGUAAAAUGUGGCUAUAUUGCCUUGUCACUGGACGGAAAUGUUUGUGGACUAAAUUGCCCGUGUUAAGCCAAAUAUCUGACAAGUUUGCAAUGUUCGAUCAGCCAUCUACUUUAUCACUCAUUUAACGAUUAUGUAAUGAUAACCAUUAACGUUGAAGGCAAUCUCAAAAAGAGUCCAUACCCAAUGAUCAUUUACAAGUCAAAAUAUCAAAGUAGCCAGGUCUACUAGAUAUUGCCAAAAUUGCCCCACUGCCAAUUGAUCUCGAAUUACUGUCUCAGAAAACCAUGUUAUAAUAAAAUCCAAAGGCAGUCAUUUUUAUGUUUAUUUACAUUUUUAACACGACCCUUAAUGCCUUAGCUUGCUUUUAUUGUUCGAGAAACUGUGAUUUAGAUAUUGCCAAGGCAUCUUGACAUGCAAUAUAUAGAAUUCAUGACAGGCAGAUUUAAAAAAUCUUUCAAUUAAAAAAAAAAUUGCAGAAGAUAGAAACGUUUUCAAUAAAAAAUAUUAGCAUGGAUUGAUACGAGAUUUUAAGCGAGAUGAAAAUGCACAAAGCAGUUUUUGUUAGUCCGGAGUCGUGAAGUCUCCUAUCAUCUGUCAAAACGGAAAAAUUUUAUCGUUAGCUGUUAUUAACAGAUAUCUCUGGUUUGUUCAUAUAAGGUUUGUCAUUUCAUGAUUUGGGUAUAAAAUCAAUUAUUGUAAUAUAUUGCUCUGUUGCUGCAAGGCUUUUUGGUACAUUAUCACAGUGAAUGAUUUUACUUCCUUGCAGAAAUAAUCUGUCGUUUUGUCUUUUUGCAACAAGUCAAAUUGUAAUUUUGACGACCUGGCAGGUAUAGAUUGUUAUUUUUUGGACUCCUGAGACUAAAGAGUUCACAUCCCAGUUACAGUUCACUUGCCUUUGAUCCUGUCUUUCUUCAAAUUUGAAUUCACUCCUCCUCAGGUUUGCACACGUAAGCAGAGAAAUCAAUAUGCUCCUUAGAUAUUGAUUAUGUCUUUUCGACUUAUUUAGUUUGCCGAUCUAUGAUGAUUAAAUGGUUAGAAUCAAUCGAUUAUUUUUGUUUUAUUGUCAAUGCAUGCUACAUUCUAACACAGCCAAUGUUUGUAUGAUAUUUUACGUGGGUUUGAUACUUGCAUAUUUAUUGACACACUAUGAAAAAUACAUUGUUAGUCUCCCCUUGAAGUCCAUAAUACUCUAAUUCGCUACCGUAUUGCAUAUCUGUUAAAGUCUUUAAGAGACAAUCGGCUUCUAUAUAUAAACAUCUUCAUUAUUACAUAGUUCAAUGAUUCUUCUGAGAAAAUCUAUAGGAGAAAACAAUUUUCUUGGUUUGGGGUUAAAAAAUGUCCAUGUACUUAGAUGUCGGUGUACUCUUUCUGACAGUUGGUAGCUAUUGUAUAAUUUUCAGCCAAGAGUUAAAAAACAGUGGUAUCCAGAUACAGUAUUAAAAACAGUUUAGAUUGAUUAGAAAUGUAGAAAUAUUUGUUAAGAGUGUAUCAUUACUUCUCUUUCUUACAUGAUCUAGAGACUUCAUGAUGUAUUUAUCUAAAAUUCCCCAAAUCCGGGAAAAGAUAAAUACAGAUAUACAUCUCUUGUAUCAUCCGGAGGAGUAGUGGUACCGAAUGGAAAGUUUAUAUCUAGUGUUAAUCAAAUCAACAGAUUAAUUUAUUGGUUUCCAGGUCUUCGGAGACUUUAGCCACACCGAUGUCUGGGUUGCAAACUUCCGUUCGUUGCAUAAUACUGUAUGAAAUUGUUAAGAUUUUAAAAACUUAUGUCUUGUUGUACAUAUGUGGUUGUGAAUACACCAUACUUGUUGGGAGUGUUUGAACAAGUUUUCGGGUUUUGAUUAUUAUUUAGAUAAUAGAUUAGACAAUAUAUGUAUACCCAGAAUUAGCUUGUGAUGUUGUAUAGUUGAGGACCAAUUGUUACAAAGUCCUCAAUUGAAAUAUGAAAAUUAUGUUUUGUGAAAUAAAAAAUUUCAAUGUAAAAGUGCAAUAAUGAUUAAGUAUAAGGCUUCAUCAGUUGUCAAUUUCAUACAAACGAUUUCGAUUGUUUAAAGUAACGAAUUUACGAUGAUUGAUUCGAAAAAUCUGCUUUUUUUAAACAAAUAUAAUUAAUUAGUUACCAAAUCACGCAUAAUCAAAGGACAUCAACAUUUGAAAAAAUUGAAAUUAUUUAUUAUUAUUAUUAUAUUUAUUAUUUUAAAUUUAUUUUGUGAAGAUUAAAGAAUGACUUAUCAUAAAGAAACAAUGAUAGAUUAAUGAAAAUUGAAAUUAAUUGAACAAAACAAAAUCACAAUUGAUGUGGACUUGAAUAAUUAAUAAGUUUCGUCUUUCAUAUGCAUUAACUCGUCAUUUCCCAAGUUUAUUCACUCUUUAUUUUGAAUUGCAAUUUCUUUUAAUCUAUGCAAUAUUAGCAUAUUGCAUAUUCAGCCAUGUGACAUGAAAGUUUGCGUUAUUUUAGUGAUUCAUAAGAAAUUCAUAACUUCUCAGAUCUUUUUUUUUAUCGUUGAUAUCAUCAUGCUAUAGAAAUUCUUUGCCCAGCUUUAUUCUUCUUUUGUUUCAUAUACUACCAUCAGAGCGUUUUCCAUGUAAGAACGAGAAAGUCGUUUGUAGCAGAGUGGUUUGCACAACCAUUGAUUAAAUGUGGCAUGACUGUUCUCAUUUUUUUGUAUCUAAAGAAAAUCAUUGAAAUUAAGAUGUACGGCUUGCAACUGUUCCCAGGGGCGUAAUGAAUUGUUUUCUCCGGACAGGCCAUUCCGUUCCACUCUCUGAAGCGAUGCUAUUUAUGUUGAUAUCCUUCAAUCACGUGUACUUCGUGACAAUAAAUUAUUUACUGUAUGGGGUAAGCUUACCAGUCAUUGGGAUAGAUAGGCCAUGUUGAGAACGCAAUUUUCAUCUAUCACGUAAUGCCUAGUCUUAGUUUUUUUUAAUGAGCAGACAUUUGCCUUUCUUUCUGUGUAGCGUUAUGACAUUCUGUUGAUCAUGCUGCCUCAGUUCCACCUGAUGAUAUGUGAUGCUUUAGAUGAACCCAUUAAGUUUGACGUGCAAUGUUGAAUUUUGUGUACAUAUAGUGCAUUGCAAAUAUCUUUCUUUGAAGUCAUUUGUUCCAGUGUUUUUUUACCAUGAAUAAACAUGACCAAAAGUGGUA
This is a messenger RNA of Magallana angulata, 6204 nucleotides long. RefSeq names its product innexin unc-9-like. The record is from RefSeq and is a predicted model, not a curated record. Lineage: Eukaryota; Metazoa; Mollusca; Bivalvia; Ostreida; Ostreidae. The coding region runs from base 1203 to 2477 and encodes 424 amino acids. The transcript has 2 exons.